Molecule: messenger RNA, 2215 nt
Organism: Amaranthus tricolor (Joseph's coat)
Lineage: Eukaryota; Viridiplantae; Streptophyta; Magnoliopsida; Caryophyllales; Amaranthaceae
Product: dirigent protein 10-like
Exons: 1
Coding region: 987-2105 (372 amino acids)
Source: RefSeq, a predicted model, not a curated record
GGAUCAUAGGAUGCCUUUUAAAAGUCAUCCCAUUACUCAUUACUCGUUACUCAUAAUACUAAUGGUUAUGAUCGGGUUUCUCAGUGCACUCUUGAAUCAAGUAUUUAAGUGAUGAGGGGAAGACAGAAAUAGCACAAGUAUUCUUGAUGGAUUUGUGAAAUCGACAUCUUUAAGAUUUUCUGUCACGUUAAGAUAAUGUCACAAGUAGGCCCUCGUUCUAUUUUGUUUGUCCAUCUUUUGGUAGUUUUUAAUUAAUAUUUGUCUAUAUAUGGCCAAACGUAAGAGAACAAAGGGAGUUAUGAUUAACGGGCAGAGAGAGUUGUGGGUUAGCAUUGUGGUUGAGCGUUUACUCUAGUGAUAGAGGUUUUAUUUUCACCAUCUAUAGGAAGGAUUAAUAUUAUCUCCCCGUGCUUGUAGUAGUUCUCUAGCCUACUUUCGAAUUAAACGAAGGGAAAAAUUUGAAAUUGUAAUUUUCCAAAGUGGGAAGUGAUUGAGGAAACAUCCCUGUUAGACUUAAAGUACUUGAGUACUGAUUGUGCUUUACUUUGAUUCUGGAUUAUAGAGUUUAUGGCCCAGCUUAGAGAAAGAAGAAAAGUGGGUUGGCUUGGGAUUCUGUUUCAUUGGAAAUUAUAUUAGGCUGGGUAACUAAUAUAAUAUAAGUACAAUAUGGGCUUUGCUCAAGUAAAUCAAGUUUGAUGGGCUAAUUGCCAACUUUUUACGAUGAAAAAAUAUAGUAGCUUAUCCAAAUACAGCUGACUGAAGUCUAGGUGGAAUAUUUUAAUGUGAGGAUGAGUUGUGCCAUUAGCAGUUAGCACCUGAAAUCUCCCAUUUAAUCUAUUCCCCUGUAAAGAUCUUGAGGUUUAGGUUUUUUUUGUUCUAACCAAUACACCAUGAGAUGAUUAAAAGGCCUAGUAACUACUCCACCUCCAUCAACUCCAUCUUGUUAUUCUUGUUUAGCUCACUUUUGCCUGCAUAUAUAAGCGCAAAUGGUUGUCCUUCAGAUUCAUCAGUUGAUCAAUACAAAACCAACCAACUACCUCUUACAUAAACACGCUUCGGGUCGAAAACUACCAAUGGCUUUUUCGGUAAAGAGCAACAUUUUCCAACUUACACUAAUCUUUCUCAUUGCAUUUGUGACCUCAGCUCGAGUCAUUGAUGAAUUAGCUGCACCAGUUGCUGAUGAUGCUCCACCUACUACAGCAGGAGUUGGGGCUACUGGCGGAGUAGCCGCCCCUGGAGGUGGGGCUGCUGCUGGUGUCACUGCUCCAGGAGGUGGAGUUCCAGGAGGAGUAACUGCCCCAGGAGGUGGGGCUGCUAACGGAGCUUCUACCACAGGAGGAGCUGCUGGAGGAGCUGGAGCCGUCUCUGGGGGGGCCGCUGGUGGUGCUGGUGGGGCCAGUGUUGGAGCUGUAGUAAAUGGUGCACAUCCUGAUUUGGUCUUUUUCAUGCACGACAUAUUGGGAGGGUCCAACCCUACAGCCAAAGCAAUCACCGGUGUUGUUACCAACCCAGCUGUUAGUGGUCAGGUGCCGUUUGCUAAGCCCAACGGUGCAGUCCUUCCUACAAACAACGGUGUCCCACAAAACAACGACAACUCGGGAAUCAUCAACAACAACAAUAUGCCGUUCCUCAUGGGUCUUGGUGGUGUAAACCCUAAUGUCAUGCAGAACAAUGGCAACAACUUCAUCGGAGGGAAUGGAUUCCCUGUCAUGAAUGGUGCCCAGCUCUCUUCAGGGAAUACACUGCAGCAGCUUAUGUUCGGGACUAUGAUUGCUGUUGAUGACGAGCUCACCGAAGGGCACGAACUCAAUUCCGGUAUGCUGGGUCGUGCUCAAGGUUUCUACGUCUACAGCUCCGUAGAUGGGAAGAUGCAAACUCUGGCCUUUACUGCUAUGUUCCAAGAAGGUGGAUAUCAUGACAGUCUGAACUUCUUUGGGAUUCAUCAGACUGCAGUUUCUGAAUCUGUUAUUUCUGUCAUGGGUGGAACCGGGAAGUACACUAAUGCUAAGGGAUUCGCUGUUGUUAAAACACUUCCUCCUGUGAAUCAACACGAGACUGACGGCCUUGAGACGGUGCUCGAGUUCUCUGUUUUUCUGACUUACUAGUGAGUUUAAAAUGUGUAAUUAUUAUUAUGGUUUCUGAUUUCUAGUGUAAUGUGGAAUCUGUGUGAAUUAAAAUUCGAGUGUUAAAGAAAAUUAUUACUUCCUCCAUUCCA